Necator americanus (New World hookworm) is the source of this 687-nucleotide messenger RNA. RefSeq lists its product as uncharacterized. Lineage: Eukaryota; Metazoa; Nematoda; Chromadorea; Rhabditida; Ancylostomatidae. The record is from RefSeq and is a predicted model, not a curated record. The transcript has 5 exons. The coding region runs from base 1 to 687 and encodes 228 amino acids.
AUGAAGUAUUCUACGGUGUGCUCCAAAAUGAAGAUUCCUGUCUCGAUCCUGAUUGUAGCGACAACAGCACUUUGUAAACAAGGAGGAUGGAAUGGUUUUCCCAAACGACAUGAUCAUGGCGGAGAAAACAGUCCGCAUGGCAUGAUGCCUCCCCCACCCUUCUUGCAAAGUGCUAGCCGAGGAGCUCAACGCGAAUUUUUUGCAAUCUUAGGCGACAUGGAAUUGACGAUUGCUCAGCAGAAAGAAGAAGUUCAGAAAUGGGCGGAAAAAUAUGGGUUUUCGGAAAAGUUGCAAGAUUUCAACGAAAAAAUGGAGAAGAUGAACAGUGAAGCAAAAGAGAACGCCACAAACCUUAUCGCUGAACUCCCAGCUGCAAUGGAGAAAGGUUCUGCUCUUAUGGCCAAUAAGAAUCAAACCAUCCUUGAACUACAUUCUGCCGUAAAAACGCUCUACGCCGAAAACCCAAAACUAUAUCGGGUGCUGAUGUUCAUAAUCGGGCAGUUCAUGCCAUCGCACGAUCUAUAUGGUGGAAAAUGGGGACCGAAAAGAGCUUCAGGACAACAUUCUCAUGCAAAUAUGAACGGCUUCCAUGAAUUUCAACCGCACUUCGUGAAUGAGAACGAAAGGAAGCCACACCAAUGGAGUAACGACGGCGGAUUUCGACGCUGGAGAGCAUUUAGAACAUAA